Molecule: messenger RNA, 915 nt
Organism: Suillus clintonianus
Lineage: Eukaryota; Fungi; Basidiomycota; Agaricomycetes; Boletales; Suillaceae
Exons: 2
Coding region: 1-915 (304 amino acids)
Source: RefSeq, a predicted model, not a curated record
AUGAAGAGUGAAACGCUUUUGCACUCUCAUCAUAACAACGCCGACGAACCGGCUACCAAGCUCCAUUGGCCAGAUGACUCGCGCCAGAGUGAGCCUGGUAUACUCAAUGCGGUGCAUGAGGUUGCACAGCGCAAGCCACAGGUGGACGGCUGGCACGCCCCAGAGAUGAUCUGGCUCCAUCAGGUUGAAGAGACAUCCGCGGCAAAACUCAGAAGGGGGUUAGAGGUUGGCGACCCUGAACGAUGCAGUCGCAUCUUGAACAUCCAUGUAUAUUGGAAACUUCAGCCGAUCACGAAUCUGAGCGAGAAAGAGUUUAAGCGCGCGUGGUGGCUAGUCGUAAUCUGCCAUCGUAUCCUCUGGGUAAGCGACGUCCGUCAUUAUGACGUCAGCCUCAGCAAUCACAUGGCCUACCGGACCCCAGACGGUCUAGUGAUGGGUAUCAUCAACGACUGCGACUUGUCGUCGUCUCAAAAUGGGACUAGCGGUCAAGAGCGCACAGCAAUGGUACCAUUCAUGGCGGUUGACCUUGUCACGAAGGAAGCCAUCGAGGGCAAUGUGGAGCCCUUGUACCAGCACGUCGCUGAAUCGUUCAUAUGGGUCUUCAUAUGGGUCAUCCUUCAGUAUGAGGAUGGAAAGCUCCUGAGCAAGAACAGACCACUCGAUUACAUGCUCACAAUUGAUGCGGUUGACUGCCAGGAGUUCAAAUGCGGCUUCUUAAAGUUGGCAAUGGAGAACAGAAUACCAGUCUCUCCGCCGCACUCUCCUUUCUGGAGUUCCGAGCCGUCUUUCGAGUUGGCUUACCUUACUAAAAUCGCUCCCUACAUGGAGGGAUCCUGUCUGUUUCGGACGUGGUUCACGGCGCAGCUACCAUCGCUAAUGCGCUCUCUUGUCCAAUCGUUAGCUCGCACGAAAUAA